CUGUAUUUAUUAGCAUAUAUCAGGGCAAAUUAGGUAUUCAGCCAAAAAAAAAAUCAUUGCCGUGUUAAUUUUCUUCCUUCGGCCUUCGAGUGAGUCAAAAGCAGCAACGAUGUAUCAUCCGACCAGAGGUGGCGUCCGCGGCGGCCGAGAUCAAUUUAGCUGGGAUGAUGUUAAGGUUGAUAAACAUCGGGAGAAUUAUCUUGGUCACAGUAUUAAGGCCGCUGUUGGAAGAUGGCAAAAAGGGAAAGAUCUGCACUGGUACACCAGGGACAAAAAUUCUGAGAGUUCAAGUAAAGAUGCUUUAAAAGAAGAGAUAAAAAGAAUUAAGGAAGAGGAGGAGCAGUCCAUGAGGGAGGCACUUGGUUUAGCUCCAAAGCGUGCUAGCCGGCCUCAAGGAAAUCGACUUGAUAAACAUGAGUUUUCUGAACUUGUGAAGCGAAGCUCUACAGCAGAGGAUUUGGGAGCGGGGCAUGCUGAAGCUGCACGUGUCCAUGGUCUUGGUUUCUCAAGAGCACCCCGUCCUUGGGAAGACCCAAGUACACUUCCUUCUAAACACAAGGAAGUUUCACCUGAGCCGGUGAAGGAGGCUGUGCCUGAUUCAUUACCAAGCAACUCUCGAGAAGAUGAAUCAGAUGGUGAAAGCAGCCGAAAGAAGAGGAGGCAUGAGGAGAAGAAACUUGAGAAGGAGAAGAAAAAUGAGAAACGUGAAAGGCGUGAGAAACGGCGUUCACAUGAUUCGGAUGACAGAAAAAAACACAAGAAAGACAAGAAGAGGAGGCAUGACUCUGAGUCUGACUGAAUAAACAUUUGAAUGUUGUAGCUCCUUCUAUUUUAUAAUACAUUACAAAUUAACUUUUGUUUUAUACUACACUUCUCCUUGAGCCGCAAUGCUGCUUGAGAGUUGAGAUUAUUUAAUGGUUUGGCCUGUAAUGAAGUUCGUCAUGCAAAAGCCUACUGGGAGCAGGAAAAAAAUUUAUGGUCACAAAACUCGGAAUGUGAAAGGCUUCAUUUGGGGAUCCUUCAAA
Hevea brasiliensis (rubber tree) is the source of this 1025-nucleotide messenger RNA. RefSeq lists its product as uncharacterized. Lineage: Eukaryota; Viridiplantae; Streptophyta; Magnoliopsida; Malpighiales; Euphorbiaceae. The transcript is spliced from 4 exons. The record is from RefSeq and is a predicted model, not a curated record. Bases 110 to 799 code for a protein of 229 amino acids.